Messenger RNA from Solea solea (common sole), 8066 nucleotides. Its product is annotated as calmodulin-binding transcription activator 1-like. Bases 94 to 4848 code for a protein of 1584 amino acids. Gene Ontology annotation, cellular component: nucleus. The transcript has 22 exons. The record is from RefSeq and is a predicted model, not a curated record. Gene Ontology annotation, biological process: regulation of transcription by RNA polymerase II. Lineage: Eukaryota; Metazoa; Chordata; Actinopteri; Pleuronectiformes; Soleidae. Gene Ontology annotation, molecular function: transcription coregulator activity; protein binding; double-stranded DNA binding.
CACCACCACCUCCACCACCACUAGGUCGAGUCGAGGAGGAGGAGGAGGAAGAGGAGGAGGAGGAGGAGGGAUGAGGCGCGCGGUGGAGGGGAAAUGGCUGCCGAAGACAAGCCGGAAGGACUGAAGAAGAUAAGAAAUCCAGAGCGAACGGUCAGGAUUGCCGUGGGCUACACAGGACACACCCCUCCCAAGAGUGAUGACACUGACGCCAACAAUGAGCCGGGCCAGUUAAAGAUCUACCUUCCUAAGAAGUUGCUGGAGUGUCUACCCAAAUGUUCCUCUCUGCCCAAGGAGCGCCAUCGCUGGAACACCAACGAGGAGAUUGCUGCAUAUCUCAUCACUUUUGAAAAACACGAUGAGUGGCUGACGACAUCGCCAAAAACAAGGCCUCAGAAUGGCUCUAUGAUCCUCUACAACCGUAAGAAGGUGAAGUACAGGAAAGAUGGCUACUGCUGGAAGAAGAGAAAAGACGGGAAGACCACCCGAGAGGAUCACAUGAAGCUCAAAGUGCAGGGAGUCGAGUGUCUGUAUGGCUGCUACGUCCACUCCUCCAUCAUCCCCACCUUCCAUCGUAGAUGCUAUUGGCUGCUGCAGAACCCAGACAUUGUUCUGGUGCACUACCUGAACGUACCGGCGGUGGACGACAGCGGGAAGCCAUGCGGUCCUGUCCUCUGCUCCAUCAACACGGACAGGAAGGAGUGGGCCAAGUGGAGCAAGGAGGAGCUGAUUGGACAACUCAAACCCAUGUGUGCUGGGAGCAGCCUACAUCAGAAAUGUUCCAGUGUCAAGCAGCGCAUCAUCUCAUCCAAGCAGGAGACAGGGGCAGCAGCAGGAGGUGGACCUGCAGUGGGUACCGGCGUCGCAGCAGGCCAGCGAGAUGAGGAGUCGGAGGCCACAGAGGUCCAGAACAGCGAUGUGUCGGAGGGCCAGACAGAUCCUAGUCCUGGAGGAGGCAGGAGCAGAGUGGGCGGAGGAGAGAGGAGGAAUGGCAGGAUAACCAAACCCUCGUUACUCCCUCAGAGCAGCAUGGAGGUCUCCUCUUCAACUUCCAACAACCAGGUGGAGGUUCCUGACACCACACAGAGCUCCCCGCUGUCAAUCGCCAGUGACAUGGCCGACAGUCCUGCUCUCUCCAUUGGGGCUGGGCUGUCACAGAGCACAGCUGUGUUCAUGUCUGAGGUCACCACACUCACUGGGGAUUCGGUUUACUCCGCUGGACACACCCAUCUUCUGGCCUCCACCCACGAAAGCACCACCGCUGGCAUCCUAUUGGCCGUUGCCCCUGACAACCAGAGGUUUGCAUCGUUUCCUGGUGGAGUGGGCUUAGGCGAGGGAGGAGAGUUGGUUCUGUCCAGCUCUCUAGACUCUGGAGGAGCGGUCACACUUCCUGAAACCACCAUGACGUUUGACCCAGAUUGCUUCCUCAACAACCCCAAGCAGGGCCAGACUUAUGGAGGAGGUGGAGGGAAGACUGAGGGGUGUAACGGUGAUGAUGGAGUACUCCACUGCCCCUCGAAUGGCUUCAUCUACAACCCUGCCCUCGUCAACAACAUCAAGACGGAACCGUCACCACUGGAGCAGCCGCUGACCGCUCAGAACAGCUACGUGGGGGAAGGAACAGGCCUCAGCCCCAGCACCACGUUGGAGCAAAUGGACUUCAGUGCUGUCAUGUCAUCUGCCUGUGUCCCGAGUCUCGGCCAGACCCCACACCACCCCUCCCCAAGCCUCUUCCUCCAGGCCUCCCCCCAGACUAGCCAGUCCUCCCAGCUGCAGACCAACGGUACAGAGGGAUCGCAGGAAUCAGGUGAGGCCCAAACUUACAUCGGUCUGCCCACGGUGCCAACGGACUCUCCCAUCACCAACGGAGAUCCACAUACACACCUCCACCAAGCCAACCCAGACCAGCAGGCCCUAUGUGGACGGAACGGACAAGGAGCGGCGGUGAGCUCUUUUCCCCUCACAACACAGGACACGACCGUCGACCAGUCCGUCAGCAGCGGGCAUCAAGAGGUGGGAGUCUUAGAGAAAGCUUCUGAGAAUGGAGGGGAGUUACUACUCAAGCCUGGGGAUCCUCAUGAGGCCUACGCAAGCGUGGACACAGAGCACUACCUGCAACCCACAGAUGACAACGGAGGAGGAGAGGAGGGUGGAGGAGGGGGAGGUGGAGGAGGCGGAGGAGGGGAGAAUGAAAUUCUCUGCAAUGGUGUAAGCUUACCAGGGGCCGGUGGGUCAGUGGUGGCCAGUCCUCAGUCAAUAGCUGCUGGUACAAACAUGGAGGGGGCGCUCUUCAGCUCUUCUAUGCCACAGCAAGGUGGGGCCGUGUCGGCCACAGCAGCCGGGGCGGGAUCGGCCAUCAGCCUGGAAGGUUUUGAGGCUUCAUUUGGAAGCCAGUUCUCUGAUCUCAUCAAUGAUUUCAUCUCAGUGGAAGGGUCUGGGGGUGGGGUGGGAGCGGCAGUCACUGGGGUUCUCAUGCCACAAGAGGGCGCAGCUGGGGAGGAGCAAGGCACAGGAGUGGGCCACCUGCAGGGCUCAGAGGUGGAGCAGGGAGCUCUGGGACUCCUCCAGGACACCGGGAGGCUGUUUGGGGUGACAGACUACUCCCCAGAGUGGUCCUAUCCAGAGGGCGGAGUGAAGGUGCUGAUCACCGGCCCGUGGUUGGAGUCGAGCAGUGAGUACAGCUGCCUCUUUGACCACAUCAGUGUCCCUGCUGCCCUCAUCCAGCCUGGGGUGCUGCGCUGCUACUGCCCAGCCCAUGACACUGGACUGGUGAUGCUACAGGUCGCUAUGGGUGGUGAAGUCAUCUCUUCCUCCGUGGUGUUUGAAUACAAGGCACGAGACCUUCCUGCUCUGCCGUCUUCUCAGCAUGACUGGCUGUCCUUGGAUGAUACCCAGUUCAGGAUGUCCAUCUUGGAGCGUCUGGAACAGAUGGAACAGAGGAUGGCUGAGAUAACCAAUCAGAACCCCAGCUCAGAAACCACGGCAACCAAGGGCGGAGGAGUGGAGGGGGGAGGAGCCACUGAUCAGCAGUCUCAAAUGUCUCCUGAUCAGGGUUCAUUUGAGGGCCGUGUGGUGGUGGUAUGUGAGAAGAUGAUGUCUCAGUCGUGCUGGGCGUCUUCUAAUCAGCUCGUACACAGUAAGAACUCCAGAGGAAUGACCUUACUGCAUCUGGCUGCAGCUCAGGGCUACGCGGGACUCAUUCAGACGCUCAUCCGCUGGCGCACAAAACACGCUGACUCCAUUGACCUCGAGCUGGAGGUGGAUCCUCUAAAUGUGGACCACUUCUCCUGCACUCCACUGAUGUGGGCCUGUGCUCUGGGCCACACGGAGGCGGCACUGGUGCUUUACCAGUGGGAUCCACGGGCUCUGUCUAUUCCCGAUUCAUUAGGACGCUUGCCACUCAACAUUGCUCGAUCCAGGGGCCACACUCGACUGGCUGAGCUCUUAGAGCAGCUGCAACAGACUCCUCAAGCUCAGGGCCAGCCUGCUGACACAUGGAUGGACAGGUGGAGGGGGGAGUCACGGAUGAGUGGAAUAAGCAACAGCCCCACUCCAAACCCUAACUCAGAGCUCAGAAGAGCCAGGACCGAGAGCCAGCCAGACAACCAGAGCCAAGGCUGGAGCCAAACUGGACUCCGAGCCCCACAGGGCAACCAGGGAGAGCAGGGAGGUCCACCCCCAGCCAAGAGACUCAAACCCAGCCCAGACGCCCAGCAACAGCUUGCUAACUCAACGCCCAGCACCAACACCCUCAACUCCCUCCUCAGCACCUCCCAAAAUCCUAACUCUAUGUGUUCUCUCCUCCCCAACACCCACACGCUACAAACUCAACCCUCCAACCUCAGCUGUCAGAACACACCUCCUGCCAGCGCCAGCCCUAACCGGCCUCAGCUCCCCAGCUCCCCAUUCUCCCACCUGCAGGCCAGGAUAGGGGAGUCUGGAGGGGGCACCAGGUGGAGUCUGAGACAGACUCUUGGGCAAUGUAGCCUAGCCAGGAGGAUUUUAGGAAAAGAGCGACUGGCCAGUCACCUGCGCCAAAGAGUGCUGUCUGACAGGGGAGAGGAGACAGAGCUGCUGACCUAUCAGGAGAACACUGAGGACCUGCAGAUGGACAUUACAAUGUUAGCUGAUCACAUCAUGGAGGCGUCAGGUGCUCGGCUCAAACAGGAGGCUGUGGAGACUGAAACAGAGUCCGGGAGGAUCAGCAGUGACGUCAGGUUACUGUCUGGUUACCUCAGCGAGGUGGAGAGAUUCUUGAACUGCAAGCCCCCGACUCCCAGCCCCAAACCACACUCUCUCUCAGGGCCCGAGGAUCAGCAGAGUCCUCAGGCUAAGCAAGCCCCGUCCUCCUCCCCCUCUGACUGGAACUCCUUCCUCUGUGCAGCUAUGAAAGAGGAGAGGUUGAAAAGUAACUCCUCCUGUCUAGCCAUGACUGAAGCAGAGCAGGCGGAGCUGUAUGAGACCAUCAGACAUGCCCUGCACGCCCUCAGAAAACACAAGGGUCCCAUUCAGGAACAACGCAAAGAGAUUGCAGCAGUGAUUCAACGCUGCUAUAAGAGAUAUAAGCAGUAUGCACUUUAUAAGAGGAUGACCCUGGCAGCCAUCCUGAUCCAGAGUCGUUUCCGGAGUUUCCAUGAGCAGAGGAAGUUCCAACAGAGUCGUAGGGCAGCGGUCCUCAUCCAGCAAUACUACCGCUCCUACAGACACUCCCUUGGCAGCCUCCUCACUAAAAGACAGAACCAGGCUGCUCGCAAGAUCCUGAGGUUCCUGCUCCGAUGCCGCCACAGCCCCUUGAUGGACCAUAGGCCUCUGAAAUGGGGCCAGAGAGCAGAGAAAGGUCAGGGGUCCUGAGAUUCCACCACCCGGCCCCACACACAGCCCCCUCAGCCUGUGAGCAACCUCUACACCCUCCCUGUUCUCCAUCUUCCCCCCUUUGUUUUCGUUCUCCUCCCCCUACAUCUCCCCCAGACUCUAUCCCCCCUUUCGGUCCCUGUGUCUCCUCCCCUCUCCUUUCCUCCUCUUGCCCCUCCACUCUCACCCUCUCUUUCCCCUCUUCUCUCAAGAGGGAAAAAAAAAAACUCUUCCCAGACAGACUGAGGACAGGAUAGGUGUCCAUCAUGGCAGCUCAGACAGACAGACUGCUGGGCAGAGCCCAGGGACCUGGCUCUGCCCACUGAUCCUCCUCCACAGUUUCACUGGGAGGCCAUCACAUUAACCUCAUGGCAUUCUUUGCACUCUUCAUGGGUAUGUUUCUUUGCAAGUUAAAAAGUCGGCGAGGGAUCGCAAGGAAGCGUACGACAACCACGUCCUGCCGCUCAUGGCAGCGAUUGGACGCGGGCGAACGGCGUGAGACGACUUUGACAUGCAGACAAUUUACAAAUCCUGUUGCGUUUUGUACCCAAACAGUGAUCCAUGACAGAAGAAGGAAAAAAAUGAAACAAAAACCAAAAGACUCACUUAUAUGUUGCAUUUGCAUGCAAGAUUUUUUCGCUUAUUCCUCCUCUCCAUCAUCCAGAACAAGCUAUAGUGGCAAAUCACUCUGCUGACUCAGUAUAUCACAGUAUCACCAACCACUCUGACUCACUGGCUUAAAGACCUAUUUAUCAGUCACCCGAUCCAAUGGGGAGGAACUGCACUUGAAUGUAAGAGGGGCAUUGUUAGAAAAAGGGCGGGGGUCUGAAAAACGAUGUCUUAAUUUGUUACAUGGACUUUGUAUGGAGUCGUUCUCAGAGGCAGCACUUUGCUCGCCUGACGUGGUGUCCGUGUUUGUUCAAUUCAAUGCAUGUGUUUGAGCCACGAGCUCCUGCAUGCUCGCCAAACUGCUUUAGUGUUGUUUCUUUUUUCGUAUUUCUAUGUGUAGUUGUGUCUCACUUACGUCCUCAUCAACUUAUCCUUGCCCUGUGUAAUGUGAACUGUGUAAGGACAAAUGACUUAUUUUGGGUGCUUCUCUUUUUUUGUUUUGUUUUUACUUAAUUUAUUCAAGGGUAUAAUUAUUAAUUUGACUGGCUCAAGAGUGGUUUCGCUUGAGACUGGUUUUCCCCCCUUGUGUGGUAAAAUAUGACAUGUUCCAAUGGUUAAAUGUCUCUGUUAGUUUGUUCUUUGCGUGAACCUCUAAAUCCUAACUGUGGUUUUGAGGAGAGAGUCACAUACCAUUGCCUUGACUUCUUCUUGACUCUGAGAGGUCUCUAUGCGUGCUCUGUACAGGACAUGGGUCCUAUACCUGCCCCUAAACAGGGCAUUGGUCCCCAUAUUAGCCCAUACGGGCGAUCAAAUCCAUAUUUUGGACUAUUGCAUAUUCCUGUAUAUAAACUGACGAGGUAAGGGGAUACGAGGACCCUGAAACUUUUUCAUAAGAGGACUGUAUUUAAGAUUAUAAAUUAUUUUACUCCCAUAAUGAGAACUUAAAGACAGAGGUCUGGGUACACAGGAUGGCUGUAUUGCUUGUAAAUAAUGUAGAUAUUACAAAUGGAGUCAUGUGCAUGAGACAAAGAAACAGCAAAAAGAACAUGUUAGUGGCUAUGGACUGUGAGAGGAUUUUAACUGCUUCACUUUAAGAGUAUCCAGUAUAAGUGUUACUGAAAAGAACAUUUUGUUAAAGCAUGCAAAACUGAAAAAUCUAAUGUUAGAGUUAUAAGUGGGAAAACAAAAGUUAGCUGAAACAACGAUCUUUCAGACAACACAUUUACACUUUGUGCUUUUGUUUCUUGGCUAGUAAAAAUUAAACCCUUUUUGCCAGUAGUGCCAAUUAUUAUGAAUGCUAUUUUGCCUAACAAUAUAUAUUAUGUUGGGGAAACCAACACCCGAAAGCUGUCAGUAAGACCCACAGAGGCAACACACGCACACACAAACACAAACAUGCACACAAUAAACCGUAGAAGAGAUCUAGUGCUCGCUCAACCGUAAAGCUCCCUACAAGUUCUGAAGUUUGUCUGAGGCAGACUGUCGUGUAUGUGAUGAGGAUGAUGAUGAUUAUGAUGAUGAUGAUGAUGAUGAUGCAAGUAUGAAAAUUAUGAUUGUUUUCAUGUCAAUGCAAUGACCCAAAAAAGGGAACGGGGGUGCUACAUUCUUAACAAUGUGGUUGUACUUCAGCAACAUAACAGCUUUUAAGACCAUUAAUCACACGUUCAGCAGAUCCAGCCUGGCCUCCAGUCAAAGCACUCCAUCCUCAAACAGAAUGUCUCCUCCUCCCCCCCUCCCCAACCCUAGUUUCUGAUUUAUUUUUGCAUAUCAUUUAUAUCGACUUUUCCUUUUCUCUGCCAUUGUCACUGCCAUUCAUCUUUGAUGUGUACGCUUAACUUCUGGAAAGCUCUGUUUUAGAAAGUGCCUGCUCAAUAACAGAAAAGUGCAAGACAAUAAUCAGGAAAAAUGUCUAUUGUAUGUUCCUUCAAAAAAAAAAAAUAAGCUGUGAGUGCUUGACAGUGUUAAACUCUGCCCAAACCCAUGGUAGCUGUAAUUUGUCGACGGUAUGAAUGAACCCAUAUGGCCUGAUGGAUUCUGUGUUUAUGAGACAAAAUGACAGUGUCGCCUAAUGCCCCGUUUGUCUGUGCAUUUUUUCAGUAUUAGAAGAAAAAAAACAAUAUUAUAAUUCAGCCUCUGUUUAACGUCCCAGUGUCAGUGUUUGGGAGGAAAAGUGUGGUGUUUUUUUCGUUGCAUGGAUUCACUUUGUUCUGUCUUUGUUCACAAAAUGUUCUUGCAGCAUUUAAGUGGAAGUGUAACCCAGCAGUUUUCCAGAAGAAAUAACUGUCACACAGACUUUCAUUCUUUGUCUUUGUCUUUCACUCACAAGCAAUCACACACAGGGAGAGACUCACACACACACACACACAAAUGGGCAACACAUACACAAUGGUACAGUCACACACACACACACAAAAAGCCACACCCUUUCUCUCUGUGCUUAUGUCUUUGGGAACAAUUAAAUCUCUCCCUUAGAUUUUACUCAGGGUUAAAGAACAGGGAGAUGGUAUGUGGAGUGUAAUGUCAACACACACACACACACACACUUGCAACACUGGUGACAGUGUGCAUUUGUUCAUCCAUGUGUAUGUAAAGAAACAUGAGUAUGUUUA